Molecule: messenger RNA, 1017 nt
Organism: Exophiala viscosa
Lineage: Eukaryota; Fungi; Ascomycota; Eurotiomycetes; Chaetothyriales; Herpotrichiellaceae
Product: Alpha/Beta hydrolase protein
Exons: 2
Coding region: 1-1017 (338 amino acids)
Molecular function (GO): hydrolase activity
Source: RefSeq, a predicted model, not a curated record
AUGGCGCCUCCUACCAAGGAAGAACUUGACUCUCUGGCCGUCGUAGAUCCCGAGAUCGAUGCAAUCGUCAAAUCCGGGAAAUUCCCCAAGCUCGACUACUCAUCGCCAGACGCAAUCCAUCAAUUACGAGCCAUGGAGGCGAUGUUCCCACCACCUCCGGCCAUUCCAGAAGUCAUCGAGUCGAACCUCAAGUUUACUGCCCGUGAUGGCAGCGAGCUCAAUCUAUUCGUCUUCAGUGCAUCAGCCCCAACCGCGAAACCGAAGCCGCUGGUCAUCUUCUACCACGGAGGUGGUGGUGUCAUGGGCAACGCGUACUCUGUUGCUGGUCUCGCUCGCGAUCUGGUGUUGGCACACGACUGUGUAGUCGUAAGCCCCCAGUACCGCCUUGCGCCCGAGCACGCUUUCCCUACCGGCGUGACCGAUGCCCUUGACGCAUUCCAACACGUAUCCACGAAGGCAUCGUCUUUCGGCGCCGACCUCUCUGCCGGCCUGAUCAUCGGCGGCGUUAGCCAGGGCGCGCGUCUAGCUGCAGUCAUCGCACUCCAGGCCAAAGACUCGACCACCACGCCGAAGAUCACAGGUAUAUACUUUUCGGCCGGCUCAUUCAUCCCCUCCAAAGAAACCGUGCCGGACAAGUACAAGGAGUCGUAUGUGUCGCGAACUGACGAGCGUUGUCUGACGGCACCCCUUCUUGGCGAAGACAUGAAGGCUCUCUUCGACAGAGAGUAUGCGCCGGACGUGAGCUCGCCGAUCCAUGCCGCGUUCAACACACAACCCAUGUCCAAGCAUGCGGGCAUCGCGCCGAAAGUGUAUUUCCAGAUCUGCGGUAUGGACAUGCUCCGGGAUGACUCGUUCAUUUAUGCUGCCAUCUUGGAGGACUUGGGCGUCCAGACUCGUGUGGACGUUUAUCCUGGCACACCGCACACUUUCUGGAGCUUGUUCCCCAUCAAACAGGCACAGACGUGGAAGGCUGAUAAAACCAGAGGUGUGGGCUGGUUACUUGGGAGGGAGACCUAG